Aspergillus tubingensis is the source of this 687-nucleotide messenger RNA. RefSeq names its product ESCRT-III subunit protein VPS24. The record is from RefSeq and is a predicted model, not a curated record. Bases 1 to 687 code for a protein of 228 amino acids. Lineage: Eukaryota; Fungi; Ascomycota; Eurotiomycetes; Eurotiales; Aspergillaceae. Gene Ontology annotation, biological process: protein transport; endosome transport via multivesicular body sorting pathway; late endosome to vacuole transport. The transcript has 2 exons. Gene Ontology annotation, cellular component: multivesicular body; ESCRT III complex.
AUGGAGACCCUCAAAGCAGUCUUUUUCGGGCCGGAUCCUCAAACACAGAUGAGGAAAUGUAAUCAGCUUAUCCGCGCCAAUACCCGACAGUUGGAUCGUGACAUCGCACAACUGAAGACUCUGGAAAGCAAGACACGACAGUACAUCAUGAAUUCAUCGAAGCGGGCCCAGCGCAAUCCCUCCCAGGCCAAGCAGGCCAACACGGAGGCUAAGACAUUUGCGCGAGAGCUCGUUCGCAUUCGCAAGCAGUCCACCCGUUUACACACCAGUCGCGCCCAACUGCAGAGCGUUCAGAUGCAGGUCAACGAGGCCUUUUCAGUUCGGAAGAUUCAAGGCAGCUUGAAGAAGUCGACGGGCAUCAUGAAGGAUGUCAAUACAUUGGUCCGGAUGCCCGAGCUGAAUGCCACGAUGCGUCAGCUGUCGACGGAACUGGUGCGGGCCGGAAUCAUCGAGGAGAUGGUCGAUGACGCCAUCCCGAACAACGAAUUGCUGGAGGAAGAGGAAGAUGAAGCAGAGGAGGAGGUCGACAAGGUCCUGCAGGAGAUCCUGCACGGCAAGCUGUCUCAGGUCGAAGGAGUUCAGCCCGAGAAGCCAUUGGAAGAGGCUCCAGAACCGGAGGACGAGUUCGCGGAUCAAGAAGCGACACUCGAGCAGAUGCGGGGACGCCUCGAAGCCUUGAAGAGCUGA